AGUAUAAAUUAGGCGAAACUUCUCACCAUUUCUUUUGUGAAGGGUAAACAUACGUGUUCACAGGCACUUCUGCUGAGCAUGGACCCGCCAACAAUGCUUGCUGCCCUCUUUCUCCUGCAACUUUUCCGAUGCUCCUAUGCAGCAGAACAAGAUUUCUAUGUGUACCCAACCAUUCUGCAAGAGAGAACAAGAUCCGGAAAUUUGAUUCUGCGCCUGACCAACAAUCUAACUCUGAGCCUUGAAAAGAGCUCGGUGCUGGCUGAUAAACUACUGCUUGUUACGAGCAGUCGCGAAGGACAUCGGACGGACACGGUUGACACCUCAGCUAUUCAAGAGGUUCUGUACCAGGACGUGCAUCACCAAUCCUCUCUCGUCUUACGCCAGAGGGAAGGCGUGGUGCAAGUCGAAGGUAUUAUCAACCACGAACUGAGAAUAAAGCCUCUACCACAAGACGAACGGUCGUUACAAGAUAGAAUACUGCAUAAGAUCUACAAAGUAGAAGAGAUAAAGGGUACCUAUAUGAAUAUGGAACCGAUGCUCUCGCAAGUUUACCAACGCUCAGAUGGACCGUUCCAGCGCAAGAGAACCGACCGAAGAAAUCCCGACUCUCAUCAUUCCAGAAGAGAUCAAGAAGAGGAGCGUACCGGACAGCCAGAGAAAUUUACUGUGGAGCUUCACACUAUUUCUGACUCAGUGCACCAGAAAGAAUUUAAGACUAAUGAGGAGUUAAUUGCUUAUCUGGCAGUCAUGACAAACGCAGUGAACCUAAGAUAUCUGGACAUGAAAAAUCCUCGGAUAAGCUUCAUCCUCGUUGGACUUACACGUAGCAAAGACGAUCCCUUCGUUAGUCAUAAGGGCGGCUACCUGUAUGCGGCAGGCACAUUAAGCGGGAUGGAAGCUUAUAACAAGGAAGGAAAAAUACCUGGGAAUCCUGACCUGGUGUACCUUGUAACCGGCCAAGAUGUUGCAAGGGAUAAAGAGGGAGGAGGAGGGAUGGACCCAGGCGUAAGUGGAAUAGGAAGAAUCGGCGGUAUCUGCAGCAAGUCUUUUGUGGGCGCAGGCGAAGACAUCGCUAAGACUUACAAAGGAACCCGCACAAUGGCUCAUGAGCUCGCGCAUAUUCUCGGAGCCGUACAUGACAAUAAGAGGCCUAAAGUUCCAGAAUGCGCGUGGUCCCAGGGGUACCUGAUGAGCUACGUGGACGGCGGACUGAAAAACUAUCGGCUUUCUCCAUGCAGUCAGGACAUGAUACGGGCCAUGUUCAAGAAGCUUAAACCCGAAUGUAUAGAGGUCAAGGCGAAGCACAACUACCAGAAAGACCACAGGAAGUUCCCUGGACAAACAUUGCGCCAAGAGUUCUAUUGUAGGAGCAUCUGGAAACUCAAGAAACACGACCAAACCAAGGUGAUCGUGAGAAAGGAUCCCCUUCUUACCAAGAAAUGCAAAAUGGAAUGCUGCCGUAUUGCUUUCGGCCGAGCUACCUGCCGCGUUGUAAUCAUACCUGCUGGUAUGGAGUGUGCCCGAGGAAAGACGUGCAAAAGAGGUGUCUGCGGAGUCCACACUUGGGAAUAGUUCAAGUGAAUUUGCGUCUUCCUAAUCCAACUAUGGGCUAGCACAAAUUACGUAUAAUUUUCUCAAGGAAUAAAACACCUGCGUCAAA
Dermacentor andersoni is the source of this 1660-nucleotide messenger RNA. RefSeq names its product venom metalloproteinase antarease TserMP_A-like. The record is from RefSeq and is a predicted model, not a curated record. Gene Ontology annotation, molecular function: metalloendopeptidase activity. Lineage: Eukaryota; Metazoa; Arthropoda; Arachnida; Ixodida; Ixodidae. Gene Ontology annotation, biological process: membrane protein ectodomain proteolysis.